Messenger RNA from Tetrahymena thermophila SB210, 873 nucleotides. RefSeq names its product AT hook motif protein. NCBI's taxonomy places the organism in Eukaryota, Ciliophora, Oligohymenophorea, Hymenostomatida, Tetrahymenidae. The transcript has 2 exons. The record is from RefSeq and is a predicted model, not a curated record.
AUGUAAUAAGAGAUUAUUUAAUAUUAAAAAGGAAAUUACUAAAAUGCUUAAUUUAUUAACCCCGAUCAUUUUAUUAUCGAUGAUGAAUUCAAUUAUGAACCAUCGAAUUUGAACCAAACAGAAUAAUAUUAAGAUAGCGAUAAUGAAUGCUUUUAAACAAGCAAUCUAUCUAAUAAUAAAUUGAAAUAGAUUAAUAAAGCUAAUAAAAAGCGUGGUAGAGGACGUCCUCGUAAAAAUUUAAAUAGCAACUAGUUUGAAAAUAUUGAAAGUAUGGAUUAUACACAAAUGUUUUCAUAACCAUUUCAACAGCUAGGUGCCAAUGGAAAAUAUAACAGCUACAAUAGGAAGUUUCCUAAAGACCAUUUGAAGUAAAACAUGAUAAAACUAGAAUCUAAAGUAUUAAGGCUUUUUCAUGAAAUUCAAAGUAUAUAUUCUAAUACAAAUUAAUUUAUUGACCAAACGGAUGAUUAGGUAGAUAAGUCUUUUUAUGAAUAGUAUGAAAUUUAAAAACGCUUAGAUUGGAAUAUAGUUUCUUCUGAAACUGGUUAUAAUAAUAAUAGUGUCCUAUUUAAAAUUUACUCAUUUAUUGGUGAUUAAAUUAAUAAUCCGUCUGACCCUUAUGGUUAAGAGUUUAUAAGUUUAUCUAUUGAAAAUUUUAUAGUAACGUUCUUUCUCGACAAAGCUAUUGAAUAAAAGCAAUAUUAAUUUUAAGAUUUGAUAGAAGACAACUUAAAUCAUAACCCUAAUUUAAGAUUUUAUUAGCUUGCGUUGGAUGAUCUUUGCUAAAUACUGCUAUCUGAUAUUUCCAUUUCGAUUUAUUCAGAUUAAGCUUUAGCAUAAAUAUUUUAACUUGCAGUGGACGAGUCUUAUUGA